This is a messenger RNA of Sceloporus undulatus (fence lizard), 2191 nucleotides long. It is a transcript of the gene ANGPTL7, whose product is annotated as angiopoietin like 7. The coding region runs from base 180 to 1235 and encodes 351 amino acids. The transcript has 5 exons. Lineage: Eukaryota; Metazoa; Chordata; Lepidosauria; Squamata; Phrynosomatidae. The record is from RefSeq and is a predicted model, not a curated record.
CUCACUUCACUGAGAAAGAAAAGAGGAUCGCAACCAAUUCGGGGUGCACUUUCCUUGCAGGAAACUUUAGUUACCAGCACAGCUCAACACAGUCUGCCUUGGAGAGAAGCUAGGAGUUUCCAAAGCAGCAGCCACUGGAAGCAAGCAGAGGAUACCGAACCAAUACGAAGCAAAUAAACAUGCAGACCGCUGUUAGUGCUCGACUGGCGUGGCUAUGCGCGCUGACCGUCUCUCUGGCCGUCUCCCCAGCGUGGCUGCAGAAACCACCCAAGCGGAAGCUGGUCAACGGGAGCGUCAAAGGCUGCUGCGAGGAGCUGAAGGAGCUGAAGGUGCAGGUGGCCAACCUGUCCGCCUUGAUAGAGGAGCUCAGCAAGAAGCAGGACAACGAACUGGGCAGCGCCAUCAUGCAGGUCAUAGAGCUGGAAGGGAGCAUCAAGCGGAUGGAUAUGCGCCUCAACGACGUGGAAGGGAAAUACUCCGAGAUGAACAACCAGCUGGGCAUUGUGCAGCUCCAGGCGGCUCAAACAGUCACACAAACAUCGGCAGACGCUGUGUAUGACUGUUCAUCGCUUUAUCAGAGGAACUACAGGACCACAGGGGUCUACAGACUCCUUCCAGAUGAAUUCCUUGGGACACCAGAACUGCAGGUAUAUUGCGACAUGGAGACCGACGGCGGAGGCUGGACCGUCAUCCAGAGGCGCAAAGUUGGCCUGAUCUCCUUCAACCGAGACUGGAAACAGUACAAGCAAGGCUUUGGCAGCAUACAGGGUGACUUCUGGCUGGGAAACGAACACAUCCAUCGGCUCACCAUGCGCCCAACUGCGCUGCGGGUGGAGCUGGAGGACUGGAAUGGCAACACCCGUUAUGCGCAAUAUAGCUACUUUGCGAUGAGCAACGAGUUGAAUAGCUACCGUCUGCUCCUGGCCAACUACAGCGGCAACCUCCCCCACGAUUCCUUGAGAUACCACAACAACACAGCCUUCAGCACAAAGGACAAGGACAACGACAAGUGUGUGGAUCACUGCGCGCAAUUGCGCAAAGGUGGCUACUGGUACAACUGCUGUACAGACUCCAACCUGAACGGUGUUUACUACCGCAACGGCGAACACAACAAGAGCACAGACGGCAUCACCUGGUACGCCUGGUACGGGAAAACCUACUCCCUGAAGAAGGUGGAGAUGAAGAUCCGACCCUCGGACUUCAAGGCCCAAGGGGACACCAACAAGGUUGAAUAAGGAGGCAGCAGGACCUCCGCAUGAGGGGACUAUUGGAGGAAAGGGGGACGGGCAAACACACACACAUAGACACUUACUUAAUAGCAAAACACAACCACAGAUGUGAACAGAAUGGACGGAUGCAGGGUAUCGCACCGCACACAUUACCAUCGACACAGGCCUCAAACAUUUUGCAAACCAAAACAUCUGUACCCUUUCUUGUGACAACAUUCUAUCCAGGAGAAUGCUCAAAAAACGUACCAAGACAGAGACUCCUUUGCCUCAUAAGAAUAUUGUGCACACUGUGAUCACGGAGUGGCUCUAGUGUAUUUACCAGACAGAUAGGCAUCUUUAGACGGGAGCCGAAGUGAAGCAGCUUGUCAGCUUCUUGUUAUAUGCGCCAUGCAAUCUCUACCACUUUCAGUUAAGUCAAGCACACAAUGGAGGUAAAAGAAGCAGAGUUAGGGAGUUGUUUCAAGACAAAGGGAGCAAUAAUGCCUGAGUUAGAAGCACGGAGUUAAAGUUAGAAGCACGGAGUUAAAGACAUCAAGAAUAACACGCGACAAAGACUGCCACAUACCAUAAUGCAUUUUGGAGAAGCCAUGUUCAGAAGAAGUCACUAAGGGCUGCUCUCAGAGCCCAAUUCCCUGCUUAACUGUGUUGCCGGAGUGGGUUCAUAGUUAAUAUAUCUAUUUUUUAUUUUCAUUCACUUUUUUUAUUAUUACAAGAGGAAAUUAGCUUAAUUUAAAGUUGCUGCCUUGACCCCGGAAGAUGCCAGUUUUCUGGGAAGUGUCUUGUAUGCGUUGACUAGCCAAAACAUGGAACAUUUAACAAGGAGUGCCUUAUCCAUUACAGAAGGCUGUUGCGUGGGAGACAUCUCCAGGUGGGUUUGCGCAUGCUGUACAUUUAAAAAAGCGCUCUGUACAAAUUGUGCCUUGUCUGUGUAAUGGAAUCACCCCCCUUUCCCAAUUCUAAAA